Molecule: messenger RNA, 1486 nt
Organism: Acanthopagrus latus (yellowfin seabream)
Lineage: Eukaryota; Metazoa; Chordata; Actinopteri; Spariformes; Sparidae
Gene: nkx6-3
Product: NK6 homeobox 3
Exons: 3
Coding region: 368-1183 (271 amino acids)
Biological process (GO): cell differentiation; regulation of transcription by RNA polymerase II
Cellular component (GO): nucleus
Molecular function (GO): RNA polymerase II cis-regulatory region sequence-specific DNA binding; DNA-binding transcription factor activity, RNA polymerase II-specific
Source: RefSeq, a predicted model, not a curated record
UUUAUGAUAUCUGAGGAGCGAGCCGGCGGGAGGCACUUGUCUUUAGGAGAACGCUCAAAUCUGUGUCCGGAGGGCUCGCCCCAGACUUCAGAUAUGGGAUUAUCACAGACCACACUGUGGCUGAGAAGAGGUGACGGGCGAGAGUGAAGAGUUUGUCUGCUGCUGCACCGGUUCUGAUGUGGUAGCAACUUUGGCAAACACCAGGGCCUUUGUUGAAAUUGCCAUUAGUGCUCUUAAUUAUUCGAGUAUCUGGGAACGGUGGGUGUGAUCCAGAGCACUCCUUGUGGGCCCCUCAGAGGUCUCUUCCUACCUGGAUUUUAUUGGAUGUGUUACUGAGACCUGGAGGCAAGAGUUACAGUUUCUCCCCAUGGAUCCAAACAUCCAGGGGUCUUUCCUGUUCAACAACAGCCUGAACCAAUUCCCCUCGGACCUCAAAGCGCCAGUGUGCCAGUACUCAGUGCCCAACUCUUUCUACAAACUCAACCCGGCCCUCAACAGCCAGCUGCAGGCAGGGACCCCUCACGGCAUCAGUGACAUCCUGAGCCGCUCCAUGGUUGGGAUGGGCUCCACGGGCACCACCACCCUCCUGUCCGGAUACUCCGCCAUGGGGGGGUUCGGACCCUCCGUCACCAGCACGUCUAUGUACUAUAACCGAGACUACAACUCCAACCUGGGCGGCUUCUCCAAGCCCGGCGCCGAGUGCCCCAUGAAGGGUCGCAGUGUGAGCUGCUGGGCGGAGAGCAGCUGUGACUGGAGAGGAGGGAGGCAGCAGUGCAGCAACAGCGGUGUUCCUCUGGGGGAGAUGUCAGGCAGGAAGAAACACACCAGGCCGACAUUCAGCGGACAUCAGAUCUUCGCUCUGGAGAAAACAUUCGAGCAGACAAAAUACCUGGCCGGGCCCGAGAGAGCACGGCUGGCUUACUCUCUGGGCAUGACGGAGUCCCAGGUCAAGGUGUGGUUUCAGAACCGACGCACCAAGUGGAGGAAGAAGAGCGCCACGGAGCCGAGCUCCACGCAGGCCAGCCACCCGGGGCAGAGCGGGGAGGCCUCGGAGAACGAGGUGGAGGACGAGGAGUACAACAAGCCGCUGGACCCGGACUCUGACGACGACAAGAUCCGACUGCUGCUGCGCAAACACCGCAGGGCCUUCUCCGUCCUGCGCCUGGGGCCGCACCACGUCUGAUGAACCCCGCGCACGCACGCACGCACGCACGCACACCCGCACAGGUUCACGCGUUGCUCCGCAGACCUGCAUGCUGUAAUUAAAGUUACACAUUUUGAAUACAAAGUGCAAGCAUGUUCAUGAAGAGGUCAUUUGCUAAACAGGCUGUGAGAACGAAGCUGAAAAGACUUUUAUAAUUUACUGUAAGAAAAAAAACCACAAAUCAUCCGUGGCCUGCUCCAUGUUACACCGGUAUGUUGAGGAUCGCCUCAUACACACGUGUUGUUUUUGUAAAAACAGAAUAAAAUUCCUUUAUAAAAACUG